AUGGCGCGCACCACAGCAUACCACAUGUGCGCCGCCAUAGCGAUGUUCCUGGCAAUCUUUUGCAGCUCUCUACUCUAUGCUCAUCAACGAUCAUCUGGUGACGGCGUCGCCAGCCCUCCUUCUCUCGUCUUCGACAAGGCCAUAGCUCCACGAGAUGGCAUCGAAGUCCCACCACAGAGCCUGGAUGCCAUCGUGCUCAAGGACCCAGAACCGCUCGCCGUUCGUGACAAGAUAGUCAAUAGCGAUAGUGAGCUCACUGCUGUGCUUCUCAAGCCCCAAGAGAAAGUCUCCAUCCCUUCCGAGUACAAGACGUCCGUCAAGAAGGGAGAACUACUCCUCUGCUACAUGAAAGGCGAAGCUUCUCCAGGUAGUAAAGACACUUCUGCCUGGCAGAGUCUUUCACAGCUGGAUUUGUGGGGCUGGAAGAGGGAGGUUGAUGAGGCGGAUGAUGUGAAGGAUUAUAGUCAUGUUGUUGGCAAGUGCACCCGAGAAAUCCGGCUGCAGGAAAUCAUCAAUAGUGACCUCACGGGUGGGAAGCAGCGGAAGUGGGUACAUUAUGCUGAGAGUACUGAUGGUGGGAUCACCUACUAUUAUAAGAACCAGCAUUGGCCAGACGCAGGUAUUCUGAUGGCCGAUAGCAACUAUGGCGCAGAGUAUAUGAUCGUCAAGGGCAAGGCGAGCAAGAACCCGUGGGUUGGGCUGCCUCUGCCGAAGCUGAAGCAAUGGCAAGACCUGACCUCACCAUCCCAACGCCAGAAUUUGCGCUGGAUCUUUCGCCGCAACAUCAUGAACGAAGAGACCCAAUCUCUGAUCAGCCGGGUGAUCGAGAAUCGAGGCGACAAUGUCCUCUGGCACAUUGUUCCCAAUCCUUUCAAGCUGUACGAAGCUCCGACGUGGCCUGGAAUGCUGCUGAAAGAGGGAGACGAGGGCUUCGCGGCUUUAAGCGGAUCACCGAAUGUUGCUGGACUCUGCUGGCUCCUGAUCCAGCAUCAGGGUGCUGAGCAGCUAGGCAAGAAGACGGUCAAGUCCAUUCGCGUGUGGAAGGAUGACUCUGGUGCAUAUGCUCCUCACAUCCUGAUUGAGGUGGGGAGUGUCGAGUGGCCGCACCCCAAGGGUCCUGAAGCAUCGAGCAGUGUCUGA
Messenger RNA from Fulvia fulva, 1140 nucleotides. RefSeq lists its product as uncharacterized. The coding region runs from base 1 to 1140 and encodes 379 amino acids. Lineage: Eukaryota; Fungi; Ascomycota; Dothideomycetes; Mycosphaerellales; Mycosphaerellaceae. The record is from RefSeq and is a predicted model, not a curated record. The transcript has 5 exons.